AUGUACGUAAGGAUUGGUGGAAUGGACAAGAUGGUCAGUAAGCAUGAUCUUCGUAGGAUAUUCACAUUUACAAGCCGUAUAUACAAGUCAAUAGAAUGCUCUUCAGGUAUUCAACUGUACUUUUAUAGUACGUUGCAUGAGAUUAUGAUGGCACAAAGACUUAACAAAGAGAAGUUAAUUGGGUGUUUAGAGGUCAGCUUCAUUGAGCUUACACUAGAGGAGGAGGCCUGCCUAUCCAUCGUUCCCUCCAAAUCCUCCCAUUGUCUCUAUGCUGUUUGUGACGGAGAUAUUUGUAUAGACACAGUCGAGAAAUUCUUCGGAUCACCCAUCAGAUGCUACUUGAGGAGCGAGAAAUCUGAAGAAACAUACGUUGUCGAGUUUAAGGAGCCAGUAGAAAUAAGGAAGCCGGAUUUUAUGAAGUAUGUGUUUUCCUUUGAAGAUUAUAUAGAUUACGUAGUGAAUGCCAGGCUUUACGACUGCAAAUAA
Molecule: messenger RNA, 486 nt
Organism: Encephalitozoon hellem ATCC 50504
Lineage: Eukaryota; Fungi; Microsporidia; Unikaryonidae
Exons: 1
Coding region: 1-486 (161 amino acids)
Source: RefSeq, a predicted model, not a curated record